Hypomesus transpacificus is the source of this 1431-nucleotide messenger RNA. It is a transcript of the gene slc19a3b, whose product is annotated as solute carrier family 19 member 3b. NCBI's taxonomy places the organism in Eukaryota, Metazoa, Chordata, Actinopteri, Osmeriformes, Osmeridae. The transcript is spliced from 5 exons. Gene Ontology annotation, molecular function: vitamin transmembrane transporter activity. The coding region runs from base 1 to 1431 and encodes 476 amino acids. Gene Ontology annotation, cellular component: plasma membrane. Gene Ontology annotation, biological process: vitamin transport; transmembrane transport. The record is from RefSeq and is a predicted model, not a curated record.
AUGAAUUUAUUGACCAAGCUGAAGUACUCUGGCUGGGUCUAUCCAACAGCCAUCCUCUCUCUGUACGGGUUUUUUGCCAAUUGCAGACCAGCAGAGCCAUUCCUGACGCCUUACCUGAUUGGGCCGUACAAGAACAUCUCUGAGGAUGCGCUGACAAACUACCUGUUUCCUAUCUGGACCUAUUCCUACCUGGCCGUCCUCUUUCCAGUCUUCCUACUCACGGACUUCCUGAGGUACAAGCCCCUAAUCGUGCUGCAGGGCCUCUUCCUGGUCACAAACUAUAUCUUGCUCUGCUUUGCCCCAGGCCUGCUGGCCAUGACUGUCCUGCAGUUCAACUACGCUGUGGUGACCUCCACAGACGUGGCAUACUUCUCCUACAUCUACAGUGUGAUCCCGGAAGCUCGGUACCAACGAGCCACGGGCUAUAUCCGCAGUGCCAUGCUGGCUGGGUCCACCGUAGGGGCCACGCUGGCCCAGCUGCUCGUCUCCCUAGCAGGGGUCGAGUACUUCUACAUCAACACUAUCACACUGGGGAUUCAGAGCAUGUCUUUCUUCCUCUCUUUCUGGCUGCCCAUGCCCAAGCAGGGCAUGUUCUUUAGAGGGAGGACGCCUGAUAUGGGCUCCAAGGAUCAGCAAGGCUGGGCGGUGGAGGAGGCCAGUGGGGCUGUGAGUGGGGCUGGCCCAGAGAACACACCGGAAGAGGGUGGCUGUUGCAGCUGGUACGACAUGGCCUACGCUGGCAGGAUGCUCUGGAGGAGCUUCAGAGAGUCCUAUUCGUCCAAGCGUCUGGUGUACUGGUCCUUGUGGUGGGCUCUGGCCACGGCCGGGUACGGUCAGGUGUUUAACUACAUCCAGCUGAUGUGGGACCACAUUGAGCCGUCCAGCACCUCCUCAAUCUACAAUGGAGGGGUAGAGGCUAUCUGCACACUAGUAGGCUCUGCAGCAGCCUUCAGUGUGGGCUACAUAAAGGUACCCUGGGACGUUUGGGGGGAGCUGGCUCUGGGGAUGUUCUCGGCCGUGGGGGCCGGUGCCGUGUUUCUGAUGGCCUUCACCAGCAGCAUCUGGGCCUGCUACGCUGGCUACGUCAUCUUCAAGGCUUCCUACAUGCUUCUCAUCACCAUCACUACGUUUCAGAUAGCCUCUAACCUUUCCAUGGAGUGCUAUGCCUUAACGUUUGGGAUCAACACCUUUGCCGCCCUCACGCUACAGACAAUUAUGACAGCUAUAGUUAUUGAUAAAACAGCUUUGGGGUUAGACAUAGUGACACAGUUUCUUGUCUAUGGCAGUUACUAUACAGCCAUCUCAGUGCUGUUCCUGGUCCGAGGGGCCUAUACAGCAGGGGAACACUACUGCAGGCCAGAGCCAGGGGAACCCAACCAGGAGAGCAAACAGGACACAGAGCUUCAGGAUAUCUCAGAACACCAGUUAUGA